Molecule: messenger RNA, 674 nt
Organism: Dentiscutata erythropus
Lineage: Eukaryota; Fungi; Glomeromycota; Glomeromycetes; Diversisporales; Gigasporaceae
Source: the annotation of a GenBank genome assembly
GAAUCGACUGGUAUGGAAUAUCGCAAGAACCAGAAACAAAUGCACUCAUAUCAGUUGGUUCUAUUCGAGCACCAGAGUUAUUCAAAGAUUGGAUUUUCACCGAAGGAGGCAAUAUAUACUCAUUUGGCUUAAUAAUGUAUCAUCUCUCAUCACCAUUUAUGAAAGAUAUCCAUGAGGAUUCAAAUUUAGACAUUACAUCCGAAGGUGCACCAAAAUCCUAUGUUACAUUGAUGAAUAAAUGCUUAAGCAAUGAUCCAACUUUACGUCCUACAAUAACGCAAAUUGUUAAUACGUUAGGUGGAUGGUACCUUGAAGUGGAGCGAAAUAUUGAUACACCGAUUGUUAUUGAAUUUCGAAUAGCUGAUGAAUUCGAUCCGGAUGCAUUACCUCUUAUGGGCGAAGAUAUUUCUGUAAGAUCUCUUUUAUCAACCAUCCGUAAACUCGGUGUUGAUUUAAUCGAUAUUAACCAAUUCACUGAUCGAAAAUAUAUUGGAGAAGGUGGUUUUGGUUCUGUUGAAAAAGCUUUAUGGAGACGAACAAAUAAGUACAUUAUUUUGAAAAGGAUUAAAAAUAUUUCAGCGAUUAAUUACAGAGAACAUAAAGCGUUUAUUCAUGAAUUGAAGAUACAUAUUCGACUUGACCUAAUGGACAGAAUUGUGAGAAUGUUUGGAUGA